Molecule: messenger RNA, 1266 nt
Organism: Rosa rugosa (rugosa rose)
Lineage: Eukaryota; Viridiplantae; Streptophyta; Magnoliopsida; Rosales; Rosaceae
Product: nudix hydrolase 9
Exons: 9
Coding region: 43-948 (301 amino acids)
Molecular function (GO): GDP-mannose hydrolase activity
Source: RefSeq, a predicted model, not a curated record
UAUAAAUACGACUCGUCUUUCCUCAAUGCUCGCCAUCGCACAAUGGAGAAUGCAGAGACUGAAACGGAAACGACGCCGUACAAGCUUCUGCUCUCUUGCCCAUCUGGUCUUUCGCCAUCACAGGUCUCUGUGGUUUUUGACGAACUAUAUGACCGAAUCCCCCAUCCAGAUAUCAACUUGGAGAAUUCUAUUUCUGAGAUAUGGGACCAAAGGGUUCAGAAAAAUCCAUCGUUGUACAACGGUACAAAGUUCAGGGUAUGUGGAUCUGCUUUGACAAUGAAACUUAUCAUGGACAUCAUAUAUGGCAUGAUGGAGGACCUAACCAAGAGUCUCAUGACUUUUGUGGGAACAAACUUAAAUCCUUUAUGGGAAAUGUUCCUAGCUCCAUCAGAAGAUGAUGCUAUACGAUGUCAGCACACCUCAAGUCCGUUGGGUAAUGCUGCUAUUGUGGAGACAUCUGACAAGAAAAUUCUUGUGUUGCAAAGAAGUCACAAUGUUGGGGAAUUUCCUGGACACUUUGUUUUCCCAGGAGGCCAUCCAGAGCCCCAAGAAGUCGGUAUAGUAUCUCAUCAUCACAAAGACUUAACAGACUCCAAACUUCUCAACAAGAAGGUUUCUCAGGAGAUGUUCGACAGCAUUGUUCGUGAGGUGGUUGAAGAAAUUGGAGUACCUUCAGAUUCCCUUUACGAGCAGGUUUUCAUAGGUAUAUCCCGCAGGAAGUUGAAUGUGAGACCAGCUGCAUUUUUCUUCAUGAAAUGCAGUCUCAGCUCAAAGGAAAUUCAGCAAAUGUAUUCUACUGCACAAGACAGCUUUGAGUCAACUCAGCUUUAUACAGUUUCAAUGACUGAGUUGGAGAAAAUGGCAUCUAAAAUGCCAGGUUGCCAUGAAGGCGGAUUUGCUCUAUAUAAGUCAAUGGUAGAAGCUGGAAUGUCUGAUGCAAGAGCAUAAGUACUGCUCAAAGUUGUCGGCCUCUAGUGUCUCAGCAGCUUCCAAGAACAUAUCUAAGCUUGAAUUCUCUUUCCUCGUUAUGUUAUUAUUUCUUAAGAAUUAGUUCUUAUGCACCAACACAUUAUCAUAGACAGGUAUUGGUGUGUCAUUGUUGCAAAAGACUAGUCCUAUAUCGUUCUACCACGUGUAAUCAAACAUGGAGUGACAAGCGCUCUUAAGUUGGGAACAAAUCAGAUUAGGGUGCUUUUGCCAAUACAAUGGUCUACGAGUGUAUGUUCAGGACUCUCGAUUAUGAUAUGGUUGUGAUUUUUGCGCUGA